Messenger RNA from Oikopleura dioica, 1185 nucleotides. NCBI's taxonomy places the organism in Eukaryota, Metazoa, Chordata, Appendicularia, Copelata, Oikopleuridae. The record is from the annotation of a GenBank genome assembly.
AUGAACAAGGAUAUGCGGUCUCUUAGAAAACUGGCGAAAUCAACUCAAAAGAAUGAGAACACAAAUCCCGGCAAUACAGUUUCGGAGGAAAAAUAUUUGAGGCUGUCAGAAGAGUACCGGAUGAAAGUAGACGAACUUGAGGCCAAAAACUCGAAAUUGGAAGUAGAAAAGGACGACUGGAAAAGGAAAUUCUCGGAAUUGGAAGCGAAAUACGCAGAAUCAACAAAUAAGAACACAAUCUUGGAGGAAAGUAAUACGGAACUCAAAUCUCGCGUGAAGUCCUUGGAAGAAGACGUCGCCUGGUUAAAACUACCGAAGGACGCUCGACGCAGACAACAACAUAGACAGCAGCGGGAGCGAGCCCAAAACGCAAAGAAAAUCGAAGCCAUUCUCAAGAAUCAACACUUCCAAGAUGAUCCAACGGAAUACACUGUUCCUCCGUCUCGUCGAAACGGCCGCGAAUCGACAGGGUCGAGUACUCCUGGGCGCGUCGAAGAACCUGUUUUCGACAGCAAAUAUCUCAAAAAGUACGACUUUGUGGAUAAAUCGCUCUACGUUCCGACAGAUACGAUCAAGUUCAAAGAAGGCGAGUUCGUGAAGGCCCAACCGCUCCAUCGAUGUUCUACGGGGCAUAUUAAUUCCAUCAAAGAACAACUGAUGGAAGAGAACAAGGAAAACAUGAGCAACCAUGAGCCCGAAAUCGAGACGCAAUCAUUCCGAUUACUGGAUAUCGACUCUGACGAAUUCGAGGGGGAAGAGUCGGAAGAAGAUCUCUCCGACAGUGCUUUCGAAAAAAGGCACGCAAAACUCGAAAUCGCGGAGAGGAAAAUGGUCCAAAAGGACAAAAUCGCGCAGCAGCAGCAGAAAAAACUGAGGCUAGAAGAGAAGGCCAAUGAGGAGAAAUUUCCUUAUCCUCCACAUUUGUACAGUGGUAACGAUAUACAGGCGAUUGCCGUCGGAAAGGAGAAGCCAGCGCUUACUGUAUUUGGUGCUGAGUUGCCUGCUUACGAAGAGAAUUCCUUUUCACUUCCGUGGAUUAUUUCGCAGCAGCAAUUGUACAAGGCUCGCCAGGCCAAGCGAAAGGUCGAGGGUUCAAAGAUAAGGCUAAAUUUUCCCUUUCACAUUUCCGUUUCCAUUUUCAACCCUUCUCAAGUCGGCCAGCUCCGGAGCUCUGUAACGAAAUGA